GGCGGGGUGCGGACACGCCCCUCUCGCUGCUUCCGGCAGCGGCGGGCGGUUCCCGCGGCUGGGGGCCGUUGGGGUUCGCGCCGGCCGGGGUGUACGGCGCCGCGGCCGCCAUGCAGCUGACAGUGAAGGCGCUCCAGGGCCGCGAGUGCAGCGUGCAGGUGUCGGAGGACGAGCUGGUAUCCACGCUGAAACAUCUGGUCUCCGAGAAGCUAAACGUCCCCGUAUGCCAGCAGCGGCUGCUGUUCAAGGGCAAGGCCCUGGCAGAUGGAAAAAGACUCUCCGAUUACAGCAUUGGGCCCAAUUCCAAGCUCAACCUAGUGGUCAAACCUCUAGAGAAGGUGUUACUGGAAGAAAGCGCUGCCCGGAGACUGGCUGAAGCCCCGCCCCCAUCCCCGUCCGCCUGGCAGCUGAUCUCCAAAGUCUUGGCCCGGCACUUCAGUGCUGCAGAUGCCAGCAGAGUCCUGGAUCAACUACAGAGGGAUUAUGAGAGGUCCCUCAGCCGCCUGACACUGGAUGACAUUGAACGCUUGGCUAGCCGCUUCCUGCACCCCGAAGUGACUGAAGCUAUGGAGAAAGGGUUUUCCAAAUAGGAUUCCGGGAGUGUGGGGAAGAGCCUGGCUGGGCCACAAGCUGCAUGUAGCAUUAAAUGUGUUCUCAUGUUGCAA
Manis pentadactyla (Chinese pangolin) is the source of this 665-nucleotide messenger RNA. RefSeq names its product ubiquitin like 4A (gene UBL4A). The record is from RefSeq and is a predicted model, not a curated record. Bases 111 to 590 code for a protein of 159 amino acids. NCBI's taxonomy places the organism in Eukaryota, Metazoa, Chordata, Mammalia, Pholidota, Manidae. Gene Ontology annotation, biological process: post-translational protein targeting to endoplasmic reticulum membrane. Gene Ontology annotation, molecular function: protein binding. The transcript is spliced from 4 exons.